Macrosiphum euphorbiae (potato aphid) is the source of this 891-nucleotide messenger RNA. The record is from the annotation of a GenBank genome assembly. NCBI's taxonomy places the organism in Eukaryota, Metazoa, Arthropoda, Insecta, Hemiptera, Aphididae.
AUGGAUACAGAUGAGACAGCGCAUUUGAGGCAAACAUUUUCAAAUUCUGUUACAUUAUUUAACUCAAAAGCACUCAUCACAAGACAUUCAAAGAUUCAGACCGGAAAAAUAAAAAAAGUAAGAGGGAAGAGUGUGCCAGCGUACCUGUUGCAUAUUCUGAGGAGUUACCUGAGUAAUAGGUCACUCUUGUACGGCGACGCGGAGCGGCGGGAGGUAACCAGUGGAGUUCCUCAAGGGUCGGUGCUCGGCCCACUAUUGUGGAAUAUAAUGUAUGACGAGCUAUUGCGAUUGGAAACGCCGGGAAAUAUAAAAGGCAUAUCAAGUUCAACGCUCAUUGCAUUCGCCGAUGAUGUUGCAGUUGUAGCGACUGGACAUACAACUACUCUGCUAGAAGAGGCCAUGAACCAAACGCUGGACUUGGUGUCAAAAUGGAUGAAGGAUACGGGCCUUACGCUCUCCGUCGGCAAAACGGAAGCAAUCAUGUUAACUACCAAACGCGGAUACACUCCCCCGAGGUUCAUCUUGGAGGGCGCACUGCUACAACUGCAGGAGCACGUCCGCUACCUCGGAGUGGAGCUAUGUAAAAAACUCGGCUUCGGCAAACAUUUGCAGUGUGCUGCUGAGAAGGCCACAAAAACGGUGAGCUCGCUGUCAAGAUUAAUGCCUAACGUCGGCGGCCCGAGGCAGAAGAAACGUCAACUUUUGAUGUCUGUCGCUCAGAGUCAACUGCUCUAUGCAGCGCCUAUAUGGGCCUCAGCGUUAGUAUUCGAAGUGAACAUCAAGAAGUUACUGAAACCUCAACGGAAGAUGGCCAUUAGGGUGUCGUCCGCCUAUUGUACCGUAUCGACCAACGCUAUACUGGUCGUUUCAGGACUGCUGCCCUUCACAUAA